Eupeodes corollae is the source of this 3492-nucleotide messenger RNA. RefSeq names its product synaptotagmin-14 (gene Syt14). The transcript has 8 exons. The record is from RefSeq and is a predicted model, not a curated record. Bases 743 to 2449 code for a protein of 568 amino acids. Lineage: Eukaryota; Metazoa; Arthropoda; Insecta; Diptera; Syrphidae.
UCCUGGCGGUCGGAAGUAUUCUCAAAAUCCUGCCAAACGGAAUAUUACAAUUGAAUUAAGAAAAAAAUAAAAAUCGAAAGUGACAAAAGGCAGUUUCAAAAUAACAUAGCACAAAUGUUACGUGAAAUUUGCAUUUUCAAAGCCCGCGAACCCGACUAAAAUAUUCAAAAAUAAAAAAGUGAAAAAGCGUUAAUCGGAAAUCGAAGGUUUGCAUUAAAACCAAAAUGAAAAGGAAAAUGAUGUCCAAGUGAAAGAAAAAAAUUUCGAGUUCAGUGAAAAUUUCUAUCGAAAGGAUAUACACAUCAUAUCCUUUAGCCUCUUUUUUGUCCUCCUUUCUCUCCUUCUCCAUACCCAGUAUUUCUGCUGCGUGUACUCUAAUCGAAAAAUCGAUUAUUCAUUUCACUUGAAAGCUCAUUCCACAAUUUAUUACUUCUCCCAACAUAUUUACUCUUGUUUUUAAACUUAUUUUUCCUUCUUUCGUCUGUAAGCCUGUGGCCUGUGGCCUGUGCUAUGCCAACAAAAAGUGUGCCAUCAAAUUCACUUUUCCCUUCUGUUUCCGUUCGUGUAUCUUAACCUAAUCUUGAAAACCAUAUUCUUUUGUUUUUUUUAGUAAACGGUGGUGAUUAAAUAAAUCAACAUUUUGGAUAACUACUAUUUGUUUAAAUAAUAAUAAUAAUAAUUAGAAAAAAUAAAAUAGGAAACCAACAAAAGGAACGGUGUGUUUUUGGUCCUUGAACAGAAAAUGAUAUUGAUUGCUGGCGUGGAUAACUAUAUAAAUGGAUCUGUUGAAGCAACAACUCUUGUUGGAGCACUUUUUGGACUUGUAGCAUUAAUGUUAGUGUUUUUCUUAUUUAUAAAUCGCAAAUGGUGUUUCCAUGCAUCAACUCACUCAUUUCCUUGCUGUGACGAUAACGGUAUUUCAUCAAAAUACGUUCAAAAAAUUUCACGUAAACGACGCUAUGAAAACACAAGUUCAGAUUCUGAAGAAGAAAUUCUACGCCGAUUACGACUGCAGCAAUCACGCAGUAUCCCUAAUGGCCAAUAUACUGGAUAUGGCAUCAACCAUAUAAAUCCACUUGCACAGAAUUAUAAUUUUAGUGAUUUGCAACACAUAACAGUAACACCUCGAGAUUCAUCUAAGGAUCCACUUGCUAUUGCUGAACGGGGUAAAGUAGGAAUCCCCUCAUCGCACAGUGAAUGUAGUUCGAAUGAUUCAAUUGAGGCGUCAAUAGACAGUAAUACGGGUAUUUUGACAGGCGAAAAGAAAGAACGUUCACAAUUACCACUGAAAAUAGCAGAAGGAAGUGUAUCAUCUAUCAAAGAGACUCGAAUAGACAAUCGCUCAAUAAUAGACAGACGUGCCAAUGCAAAUUCAACACGCUACAAUAAAAUAUCUCCGACACAGCGCCAGGGAAGUUUAGACGAUGUUCCCGAUUUAAAUUGUAACAACAAUGAUGACUGUAUUGUUGUUUUAUCACAAGAACCACUUUUUGACACAAGUGAUCUAAGAUCAAUCAAAUCCGAAGAUCUUGCAUUACAGAACCAAUGCUUUGGAAAAAGCGGUAGCAUCGAAAUAUCUCUGCUUUAUGACGCACCAAUGCGAAAGAUGACAGUUCAUGUACUGCAAGCUCGAGGAAUUCCAUCCCGAGAAAAUGGACAACAAACCCAUACUCAGAUCCGACUUCUUAUGCUUCCAAACAAGAAGCAAAAACAUAAGACUAAAAUUCGAUCCGGCGAAAGCCCACAAUUUAUGGAAAGCUUUCUGUUGCAUCGUGUGAAUCCAGAGGAGGUGAAUUCAAUGGGACUGCGCAUCCGUUUGUACGGCUGUGAACGGAUGCGGAAAGAACGCCUAAUAGGUGAAGCAGUCGUGAGCUUUGCUGCAAUUGAUCUCGAAUUGGAGACCAACUUGUGGCUUCCCCUCGAACCGAGGAAUACAUCAUCGAUUGUUGGAUCAUCCAGUGAUCUUUUAAGUUUAGCAAGAUCCGAUAGUGCCGGCUCAACCACUUCAAUGCAACAUGGAGGUGUACCAGAGCUACUUUUAGGCUUAGCAUACAAUGGCAUCACAGGCCGAUUAACAGUAGAAAUUGUGAAAGGCAGCCAUUUUCGUAGUUUAUCAAUGAAUAAAGCACCUGACACAUAUGUUAAGUUGUGUUUAGUGAGCAGUAUAGGUCAAGAAAUAUCAAGAGCAAAGACAUCUACAAGACGUGGCCAACCAAAUCCAUUGUUUAAGGAAACAUUUGUAUUUCAGGUUGCAUUAUUCCAACUUAACGAUGUUACUCUAAUGGUAUCUGUGUAUGCAAAGCGCAACAUGAAACGCAACGAAAUGGUCGGUUGGUUUAGCUUAGGUCUAAACUCAUCUGGACCAGAGGAAGUGGCCCAUUGGUGUGAUGUCAGAGAAAUGGCCAAAGGAGAACUUCUCGCUCGAUGGCAUGUCCUAGUGGAUUCCUGAUUCGAAUAGCUAGGGCUCCCAUCCCGGCGUGGGAGCGGCAUUAGCCUUUUGGGAUUUGCAUCUAAAGACAAAACAAAAUCGAAAAAAUCACCACAAGAUGGAGCUGAUUCCGUCGCAGUUGAUAUUGAGCAGGGAUAUGAGCUCAAUUUUGUUUAGGCUUCAAAUUCAAAGUAUUUAAAUUGAAUGCGAGCUAGAGGUACGGCAAAAAACUAAUUUCAAUUUUUCAAAAGUCAAAAGAAAUCAAAAUCAAAGUUUUGAACUUCUUUUGCAGCUUUUUUUCUAUUCUUAAUUUUUCUCUUCCGAAUUCAUCAUAUUCUAUCCUAAAACUUAACUACAUAAAUACGAUAUAAUAAUUUUUAAUUUUUAUCUUUAAACAUUAAAAUAGGUAAACACACUCGUCAAAAACAAAAAACAAAAACUGAAAGCACGCACAGAUUAAUUUUUCAGUUUCGUCUAUUUCUUUUUUGUUCAACAAGAGCAUGUGAAUCAUAAGAAUAGGAAAUGAAAAAUAUCAAUAUUUUAUACUUAAACAAACAAAAAUUAGUACCAAUGAAUGAAAACAAAAAAACACAAAACAUAAAUAUUUAUAUGUAUACAACACUAAAAUCUAGAUAAAGAAAUUAUUAUAAAAAUAUAUAUAUUAUAUUAACAUACGUAUUUGUGAUAAAUUAAAUUUAACCUAAAACUCAAAAAUAGUAAACUAAUUUAUAAAGAAUGAAACGCAUUAAUGACAAAAAAGCCAAUUUUCGAAAAAAUUCAAAGAAAACAAAACAAAAAUAUGUCCAACUUUGGACUCUACACACAAAACACAAAACUAAAAAACUAAAACACACACUUUUUAGGAUAUUUAACAAUUUUUGAAAUUUUCUAAUUGUAUCUCAAAACUGAAGUGAGAAAAGAGUAUUUGUAUUGGAUCCAGAGUUUUCUUUUUCUGGAUUAAGUGCGUGUUAUUGUGACAUUUUUAAUUGUAGAAAUUAUUAAACGUACAAAGAAAUAUUUUUUGAAAAUAAACAGUAACUUUUUAAAUGGUUCUAAGAAAAGUC